GAGAGAUGGAACUAAUGAACCCAGCAGCUGCUCAAGAGAGUAGCCACAGCGUCCACAUCACGGGGAGAGGGACGGACUCUGACUCGUUCAUCAGCCACCUCUCCGACGCAUUACGCCGGGUAGGCAUCUCUACUUCCUUAAAUGGGAGUCGGGCGGCACUUUUGGUGAUUGUUUCUUUCAUUAUAGUGAAGGGAAACGAUCCUUGGAGAAAUAAUUUCAUAAGGAUCAUCGACCAGCGGAACGUCGUCCACCUCGAGCGGGAUUCAGCGUUCUGCAACGGCGAUCCUCUUACCGGAAUGGACCAGCGGGCCACCGCCAGCAUAGAGGACAUAACGACAAGGCGCAAUAAGGUACUCACCGACUCCGAACUAUUGGAAGUGGUCGUCAAACAUGUUUAUGGAAAGCUCUAUAGAACAGAACAAGAAGAAGGACUUCACCGUUUGCUCGAAGAAAAAAUCGGUAAAGUUCUAAAGGAAAAGUUUGACAUAAAGAGUUCUUACAUUAUGAGACCGAGCCUUUACAGGGAAAAACUAUGCGAUAAAAGGAUUCUUGUUGUCCUAGAUGAUGUGCGUGAUUCUCUGGCUGCAGAGUCCUUCCUUGCAAAGCUUGAUUGGUUUGGUUCCGGAAGCCUGAUAAUCAUGACCUCGACGGAUAAACAAGUGUUUGCCUUUUGUCAGAUGAAUCAAAUAUAUGAAGUUGAUGGUUUAAAGGACCACGAGGCUCUCCAGUUAUUCUACCAAAACGCUUUUGGGAAAGACGUGAUACAGCAAAACGACAUCGAACUACCAAGGAAGGUGAUUGACUAUGCUAAUGGAAACCCGUUAGCUCUCAGAAUUUAUGGCCAAGAGCUAAUGCGAAAGAAGUCAGAAAUGGAGUCGGCAUUCUUCAAGCUCAAGCAAUGUCCUCCCCAAAAGUUACGCGAUGUGCUAGAAAACGCAUUUAGUUCACUUGAUGACAACGAGAAGAACAUUGUUUUGGACAUUGCUUUUUUCUUCAAGGGAGAAAAUGUCAACCAUGUGGUGCAAAUGCUUGAGGGAUGUCGUUACCUUCCACGCAUUGGAAUAGAUAUUCUUGUGGACAAGUGUGUCUUAACUAUGUCAGAAAACACAGUGCAAAUGAGUAAUCUGAUCCAAGACAUCUGCCAAGAAAUCUUUAAAGGAGGAAUUGAGAACUGCACCAGUUUGUGGGAACCUUAUAGCAUCAGAUGUCUACUAGAAGAUGAUGAUCUUAAAGCAAGUGGAGGAGAAUCUAGUGCAACGCCUAAAUGUGGUUUGGUCGCUGAAGACAUAGAAAGCAUAAUUCUGGACACAUCCAACAUGAAAUUUGGUGUCAAACAUGACGCCUUCAAGAAUAUGCUCAAUCUCAAAUUCCUGAAGAUAUACAAUUCUUGCUCUAAAUAUGUUCCUGGAGGACCUGGACUCAACUUUCCCAAGGGACUUGAUUCUCUGCCUUGUGGGCUAAGGCUCCUCCACUGGGAGAACUAUCUUUUGCAGUACUUGCCUGAAGAUUUUGACCUUGACAACCUUGUUGAACUUUGUCUGCCUUACAGUAAGAUUGAGACACUCUGGGCAAGAACUAAGAACCUUAAGAUAACGAAGAGGAUCAGGUUUCAGACACCCUGGACAGGAACCAAGAACCUUAAGAUGUUGAAGAGGAUCAGGCUUUGUCAUUCUCAGCAGUUAGUUGAAAUUGAUGAUUUACUUCUAGAUGCUAAAAAUAUCGAGUUGAUUGAUCUCCAAGGUUGUACAAGAUUGAAAAGUUUUCCCGACACGAGUGGAUUACAACAUCUCAGAGUUGUAAAUCUCACAGGUUGCACAGAGAUCAAAAGUUUCCAUGGAUCUCCUCCAAAUAUUGAGGAACUACAUCUCCAAGGAACGAGUAUAAGUGAAAUACCAAUAUCCAUUUUGAGCUGCCACUCCCCCCAAAAAACUAAGCUGGACCGACAAAAGCUUUUGAGUCUUCUAGAAAACUUUCAGGAUGUUGAGCAUAUCGACUUGGAGAGUGUAACAGAUCUGGUUAAAGUAAGCUCAUAUAAUCAAGGUUUUGGCAAGCUUGUACACUUGAACAUGAAAGAUUGUUCUCGUUUGAGAAGUCUUCCUGACAUGGUCAAUCUAGAAUCUAUCCAAGUUCUUCUUCUGUCUGGCUGCUCAGAGCUUGAGGAAAUUAAGGGUUUCCCUAAAAAUUUGAGAAAGCUAUAUCUUGGCGGCACCGCAGUACAAGAAGUGCCACAACUUCCCAAAAGUCUAGAACUCUUGAAUGCACAUGGUUGCAAGUAUCUGAAGUCAGUUCGGUUGGAAUUUGAGAAGCUUCCCAGGCACUACAUCUUCAGUAACUGUUAUAACAUUCCCCCACAAGUGAUCGCUGAGUUCUUAGAGAAGGGUCUUACACGAGUAGCAAGUUUAGCAAGAGCAAGACAACAGGAAAUCAUCAAAGCUUCUGAAUUCAGCAUUUGUAUUCCGAUAGGUGGACGUCAAAGACCAUACUUUCGCUUGCAAGCAGGUCCAAAUGUAACUAUAGAUUUAGCUUCUUGGACACGAAAACAUAUCUCUGGGGUUGCUAUGUCAGUUGUGGUGUCAUUCCGGGAUGAUUACCACAAUACCGUAGGUCUUGGGAUUAGGUGCACAUGCACAUGGAAUGCCAGGAACGGCAACUUUAAAGAAACAGAGAGACUAUUUCACUGUUGGGCCAUGACCGAAGCUCCAAAAGCUGAAUGGGAUCACUUAUUUAUCUUCUAUGAUACCGAAAUGAAUCUCACUGGUGAAGAAAACCCCUAUUUGUGGGCUCAUGAAGUCGAAUUUGAAUUCGAGACAGUGAGUUGGGAAAGCAAGGCUAGCUUAGGUGAUAAUUGCAAGGUGGCCUUAUGUGGUGUUGAGAUCAUUAUGGCUCCAACAGAUGAUACAAUAUUAUUACCUAGUGAAAUCACAAGAGAAAGUGAAGCUGAAAGUGCUACUGAGGAGAAUCAUCCUCCAACAUCUUCCAGAAUAGUGGGAGAGUCAAAGAGCCACAGUCCUCUUUCAUCCAGCGAGCCACGUAGUAAGCUGAGAUCUAAGGGAAGUAUGCUUUGGAAGUGGGUGAGGACAAUUAGAAGAGACAAGAAGAAGAAAACGUCAACAGAUCGUGAACAAGUGGCUUUAACAAAUUCCGGCCUCAAGAGUCGAGACCUCCACCGUCUUCUUCCCCGUCGUCCCGCCACGACUCUUAGGGUUUCUUUCGCAGAGUUUAGUCGAAUUGGGAUCCUCUAUUCUCCCUCCAUUCAGAUGUCUGUCACAGCGGGAGUGAGUGAGGCUGCACUUGCUACCAGGGCAAAACUACGAGGUGGGAUCGGACAGACUAAAGUGAAAAGGUAUUGGCCUGGAAAAGCUCCCGAGUGGGCCGAUGAAGCCGAAGAAGAUGAGGAUGUUAGGAUGAAGAAGGUUGAUGUUUUGGAUAGAGCUUUUCCAAAGCAUGAUGAUGAUUUGGGGGUUGCUAGGAAGGAUGAUCCGAGGCUGCGUCGUCUAGCUCAGACCAGGAUUGAAAACCGUGAAGAGGUUAGAGCCGAUCAUCGGCGAGUUAGGCAGGCUGAGAUUAUAUCUACAGAAGAAGAAGAACUGAAGAAUCAAGAGACUAGAGACGAGGAAGAAGACGAAGAUGCCCUGGAAGAAAGAAGAAGAAGAAUCAGAGAAAAAAAUAUCAAAAGGGAGCAAGAGGAAGCUGCUCUGCAUCCUUUAGAAGAUGAAGAAGAGCUACAAGAUGAAGAGGAGGAAGAGGAGUCGUCCGAGUACGAGACUGAUUCAGAGGACGAGAUGCCCGGGAUUACCAUGAUCAAGCCUGUUUUUGUGCCAAAAGCUGAGAGAGACACGGUGGCAGAGCGUGAGCGGCUUGAGGCUGAAGAACUAGCUCUCGAGGAGUUAGCAAGGAAGAAACUGGAGAUGAGAAAAAUAGAGACAAAGCAAAUAGUGGUUGAGGAAGUUAGGAAAGAUGAAGAGAUACGGAAGAACAUUCUAUUGGCGGAAGCGAAUAUCGGAGAUGUGGAAACUGAUGACGAAAUCAAUGAAGCUGAGGAGUACGAAGUCUGGAAGACGAGAGAGAUCGCUAGGAUCAAGAGAGAGCGAGAUGCAAAGGAAGCUAUGUUGAGAGAGAGGGAAGAAGUAGAGAAGCUGAGGAACAUGACAGAGCAGGAGAGGAGAGACUGGGAGAGGAAGAAUCCGAAACCUUCGUCAACUCAACCGAAGAAGAAAUGGAACUUCAUGCAAAAAUACUACCACAAGGGUGCUUUCUUCCAGGCAGAUCCUGAUGACGAGGCAGGUUCUGUUGGAACCGACGGUAUAUUUCAGCGGGACUUCUCUGCUCCUACUGGAGACGAUAGGUUGGACAAAUCGAUUCUGCCCAAAGUCAUGCAGGUCAAGCACUUUGGUCGCAGUGGAAGAACUAAAUGGACUCACCUUGUCAAUGAGGACACAACAGAUUGGAGUAACCCGUGGACUUCCAAUGAUCCUUUACGCGAAAAGUACAACAAGAAAAUGGCAGGCAUGGAUGCUCCUAUUGCAAAACCAAAGGGGAGCAAGAAGAUGAAAGACUGGGAGACCUAAACCGCGCCAACAUUUGAUCCGAGUUUAAGCCAAAACUGAUCCAAAGUGGUACGUUGUAGUAAAAAUGCAUUUGACUCAGUUAUGUCUGAGUACUCUAAAAUCGCAGUAGUUAAUGAUAUUGCUUUGUGACUACCAUAAGCUCGUGGACAAUAUAUAAGACAUCUUGUCCCUUUGUAUCGGAAUAAUUAUGGGAUCAUUCGAAAUAUCGUUCUAUGUUUCUACUUGUAUGACGAAAGCAUCUUUAUUCAGUUAUUUCCAAGGCAGUAGUCUGAUGGUAAUUUCAUUUUCAAGAUA
This is a messenger RNA of Thlaspi arvense, 4862 nucleotides long. Lineage: Eukaryota; Viridiplantae; Streptophyta; Magnoliopsida; Brassicales; Brassicaceae. The record is from the annotation of a GenBank genome assembly.